Molecule: messenger RNA, 411 nt
Organism: Eimeria necatrix
Lineage: Eukaryota; Apicomplexa; Conoidasida; Eucoccidiorida; Eimeriidae
Exons: 1
Coding region: 1-411 (136 amino acids)
Source: RefSeq, a predicted model, not a curated record
AUGCUAGCGUCCACGUUGAAAAAGCUAUGCUCUCGACAACUGUUCGCCUUCUGUGCGUCACUAGGGGCAAUUGGAGUGAAAAUUUUCCAAAAAGUUGAGGCCGCAGUCCUUUCAUACUCAAUCGACUUUCCCACAAGUGAUGAGGCAGCUGCUCAGCUCAGGGACACCACCAAAUAUGUUGGUGGGCGCCGGCAUCGCGCUUCUCACCUCAUGAUGCUUUCCAUCCUAACAGCUGUUUUUGCCGUGGUAUUUGCUAUGAUGCUUUGCUACAAGUCAAUUGAGGCUCAGAACGGCGGGGAUAAUUACAGUUUGCUAGCGCGGCGGCUCGCUAUGGGCAACGGGGGCUCAAACUCUGUGAGUCUGGUAAUCAGCGCAGAAGAGGCAUGCCGGCUAGCAUAUACUGCAUGGUAG